Messenger RNA from Haemorhous mexicanus (house finch), 1115 nucleotides. Its product is annotated as WAS/WASL-interacting protein family member 3-like. Bases 230 to 694 code for a protein of 154 amino acids. The transcript is spliced from 3 exons. Lineage: Eukaryota; Metazoa; Chordata; Aves; Passeriformes; Fringillidae. The record is from RefSeq and is a predicted model, not a curated record.
AGCGGGAGACACUUCGCCGGGGCUGAGGGAAAAAGCGCUUCCCCCUUAGCGGCCAGGGAGAGGGAGGGACAAACACGCGGGUUUCGCCCCUUCGUGCGCCCUGACCCAGCAGCAAGGAGCGGAGGCCGCCGCACGCGUUCCCCCCGUCCCGCACGUUGCCGCCGCGAGAUCGCAAAGGCGGUGCCAACAAGGCAAAAGCCGUAUCACUAUCACCUCCGGGGCUCACACGAUGGGGGGCGAGAAAGCGUGGAGCUCCGGCGGCGCGGGCAGCAGCGCCAGGGCCGCACACUGCGGCAGCGGAAGCGCCCGGGCCGAGAGGACCGCGAGGGGGGAAGGGCCCGAGCCCCGGCUGGAAGGGCCCGGGCAUGUGGGGAGCGCCAGGCCGGGACCGGCACAACGCGAGCCCCGAGCGCGCCCCGCGAGCUCCCGGACUUACAACGGCAUCGUCUCUCCGGCCCCUCCUCCUCCGCCGCCGCCGCCGCCACCACCGCCGCCGCCGCGUCGUCCCCUUCUUCCUCCUCUUCUUCCUCCUCACCCACCGCUGCCGCCUGAGGACCGGUCACUCGUCCCGCGGAGCGGCGGGAGCCGCGACCAUGGCACGGGUCGGGGCCAGGCCCCGGGAGCGGAGGGAGCGGCUGUGCCGGGCCCGGCCGCCGCCGCCGCUUCACUCGCCUCUUCCCCUCCGGCCUUCUAACAUGGCGCCCGGACGCUACCACAGCAACGUCCCGGGGCGGGGGGGGCCUGACGCAGCGCGGCGGACACCCCCGCACGGCGCGCACGCUCGCCCGGCCGCGCGUGCGCAGAGGGAGGCGGGGUCACGGGGCACGCUGGGGAGUGUAGUCGCGGCGGCGGCGGCAGCGGCGCCAGCCCAGCUUUUUCUUGAGUUUCUUUGACAAGGCGUUCCUCAGCUGCCUGGCGUUCCAAAGCCUCCUUUUCUUCAUCUGACAAACCAUAAUUCCGAGGUUCUCCAACUUCCUUGAUGAUCUUUGAUACAUACCACCCUGCUGCUGCCUAGAGUAUGGUACCCCCCCACCCCACCACCCUCCAACGGUGAAGAAGAGAGAAUGAUGGGAGUGGCAUGCAAAUGAGAAAACCCCUCACCAAACCUAGAAAAA